Molecule: messenger RNA, 1363 nt
Organism: Metopolophium dirhodum (rose-grain aphid)
Lineage: Eukaryota; Metazoa; Arthropoda; Insecta; Hemiptera; Aphididae
Product: SH3 domain-binding glutamic acid-rich protein homolog
Exons: 6
Coding region: 395-997 (200 amino acids)
Cellular component (GO): cytoplasm
Source: RefSeq, a predicted model, not a curated record
ACAAGCACGACAGACGCCACAGAACAUCCGUCCGGCCACGGCACUGCUAAUAACCAGCUUAUCAAAUUUGUACCUACAGAUAUAACCGCAGUCCAACGCGCACGCGCAUCAGUACCGCAGUUGCAGAAUCCCUCCUCCUCCGACGGCGGCGGACAAUCACCGAUCGCUGAUAACGCGCUUUGAAUUUCUGAUUAGGAAAAACCAAGACGUCCCGACUCCCGAGUAAGUUCACGACCGACUGAGUACCGACAGACGACGUUCUGUCCUAAUACAUUACUAAAUACUCGAUCGACCGAGGUUUUCCGCGAUAUUCCUAUUCCGCCGUGCGAUUUUAAUAGUCGCCCACACUGUCCACGAAUACGCGACGGGAAAUACAAUAAUAGAUCUUCCGAAAAUGGUGGUGAAAGUGUACAUGUCCGGCAUAUCGGGUAACAAGGAGGUGAAGAAACGACAACAGAGAGUCACCAUGAUAUUGGACAGCAAGAGCAUAACGUACGACCUGGUGGAUAUCACUGAACCAGGGAAAGAGGACGAGAAGACUUACAUGCAGACCAACAGCAAGACCAAGGAUGGUUCAAAAAAUGCUUUGCCGCCGCAAAUAUUCAACGACGAUGUUUAUUGCGGGGACUAUGAUGAUUUUGACACAGCUAAUGAAUUGGAUGAGUUGGACAAAUUUUUUGAUAUUUCUACUAAAAGUCCUCCUAAAGAAUUAAAUGGCUCGACUACCGUGGAAGAUGUUAAAGUUGAAAGUACAAAUGAAGACAAUGAUACAAAUGAUGGAACUGUAAAUGAAAAAGUAAAUGAAGAACAACAAGAACCUUUGACUUCUGAUGAUGAAGAUAGUGAUAAUGAAUCGCUUGACACACAGAACAAAUUGAAAGAGACAACUGUAAGUCCAAAUUCCGUCCCACUUCCAGAUGACACAAAUGUAUUAUUGGAUGUCCCAGAAACUAAAAAAGAAUUGUUAUCAGAAACCGAAGAAGAAAUUGAAGAGUGAGAUUUUUUUAGCUACUCAAAAUAAAAAUGUACAAAAUUAUAUUAAUUAUUGAUUCGCUGCCUCUACUCUAACAAGUUUUUUUAUUUUAUUUAUUUAUUUUUCUUUUAACAAAAGUUACUAUAUUUUUCUAGUUUGAAACUUCAAGUAUUAGAUUUAAUAUUAUUAUUUUUUUUUAUGUUAAAUACCAAAAUAAUUCCUUAAACAAAUAUUGAAUGCUUAUAUUUAUGAUUGUCAUUUUUAUCCAUAACCACAUUAUAUUUAUAAUAUGUAAUUUUUGGUUUAUAUUCAUUGAUUCGCCUUCAGAAUAUUAGAACAAUCUUUAAAUGUCAAUUGAUAUUAAGCGAAUAAAUAAAUAAUUUUGCUCUA